Molecule: messenger RNA, 2505 nt
Organism: Trichoderma atroviride IMI 206040
Lineage: Eukaryota; Fungi; Ascomycota; Sordariomycetes; Hypocreales; Hypocreaceae
Source: RefSeq, a predicted model, not a curated record
AUGAGUGGUGCCCAAUUCCUCUCCCGGCGUAUUUUGAGAGCGACAGCUCUUCGCCUCCUAAACCGUCGAUUCGCUUUUGCAAUAGCAGCAACAGCUACACUCAGCGCCAAGUCAGUCCACAUAUACGCUCAUCUGAAUGCGUUGCAGAAGAGAGAUAUCCUGUUUUGGGGGUUCUCCUUCUUUACACAAGACACAGCAUGUCUACUGGCGAUUCGCAUGCUCGUCGACCAGUCCCUGGGCACCGCGUUAUCAAUAUUGGUCACAGUUGUGGUAUUUUUUCUGGUUGUAACAGCUGCAAUAUCGGAGUCCUUUUUCUUCACCACAGGGACAGAACUCCAGUGGCGCAAUGUUGCUCUGGCUAGCGAUUCGUCUUCAUGGUCGACACUAUCAGCAGGGUGGUUAUAUUGCUUACUAUCAUUCGCCGCACUGUUUAUGAUCGCAGUGAUAUUCCAACAUCCCUUUGAUCAAGUAUCCAGAUGCGCAGUGGAAAUUUUUAAGUGGCCGGUCUCACUCAUAUCUAAUAAGCUGCCAGUCUUGAAUCACUGCAGCUACUCGAGAGAGACGUAUAAGCAUCUACCUCAACACGAUGUUGAAUACAUCGAAGAUGUUUACAAGCAUGGCGAACUUGAGGAACAAAGACUGGAAAAGGAUAAUAUGCAGCCAACCAGGUGCACAUCUUAUUUGCGACUACUUGUUGGCCUCGUAUUGGCAGCCCAAGCCAUCUGUACGAUUACACGGCCAACGGAUCACUCGCUCAUCUUCAUGUCAUGGACAUUACCGCUCAUGCCAUUUGUGGAUUUCAUGUUCUCGACGCCUUCUCUGGCUAAGCUCCUUGAGAUGUCAGGCAAUGUCAAUGAUGCGCUGCAAAAUGCCACGGCUUUAGGCGAACCGAUCCCCUGGGCUUGGUUGCCAAACAACGCGUCGCUUCAAGGAUUUCAAGAUUGGUAUGAACCGGACAAAGAACACUACAACGCUUUAGAUGAUCCACUGAAGCUUUCAAAUCUUGAUGAAGAUUUGCUACUGCCUCUGCGAGCCAAUCUGGACGAUGUUCCCAUCCGACAUAUUUUGCUACUUAAACUUGAGAGCACACGCAAAGACGUCUUUCCAAUCAAAAAGGACAGCUAUAUAUGGAAUCGUCUCGCCCAAUCAUUUCGGAAUUCAUCGCUACCUACAGAAGCGCAAGAAAAGCUAGCUUCCCUAACUUCGACUGCAAAGUACCUUACCGGAGACUUUGACGAUGGUUUUGGUGAAAAAGCUGGCACCCCGCGCGGUGGCAUCAAUGCGAACAACGCUUUUACUACCAGUACUUACACGUUGAAGAGCUUAGUCGGGACGCAUUGCGGCAUAAGUCCACUAGCUGCUGAUUUCAACGUUGAGACAGACCAUCAUAUCUACCAGCCAUGCUUGCCUCAUAUCUUUGAAGCACUGAACCAGCUCAAUCACAGCCACGAUGAGGUAUCGGACGAACAUUUUACUUCGUAUAAGUGGAAAACUGCGUUCAUGCAGUCAGUGACAUUACGAUAUGACAAACAAGACCACCUCAUGCCGAAGAUGGGAUUCACUGAUCCGCUAGGUUGGUGGGAAUUGAAGGAUGAGGCGGCCAGGCUCGGACCAGUCGAUCUCCCGGAUAUCAACUACUACGGCAUGUCAGAGCGUGCCGUAGAAGACUACUUGCGGGAUACUUUUGCUUCAGCUAAGAAAAAUAAUGAAAGAGUCUUCUUGUCCCACCUGACAAGCUCGACGCAUCACGACUUUGGCUUGCCAGAAGACGAGAAAUAUGUACCAAUGGCUGGCGACCCGGAUCUCGAUGAUCUUUCACAUUAUCUGAACACAGUGGGCUACGUUGACCGCUGGCUGUAUAGAAUUCUUCAAAUAUUGGAUGAAGAAGGCGUUGCAGAUGAGACUCUACUCGUCGCUGUUGGAGACCAUGGUCUCUCCAUCGCAGAGCGAGGAACCAUCACUCCGUAUAGCAACCCACACGCUGCAAACUACCACGUGCCGCUGGUCCUAUCGCACCCCAAGCUGCCAAGCAUCAAAGUUGAUGAUCCGGUUUCCUCCAUACAGAUUCUCCCAACUAUUCUUGACCUUCUCCUUGAGACUAAAUCUCUCUCUAAAUCCGAGGCAGAGGCGGUGCGCGACAUGAUCCAAAACUACGAGGGUCAAUCCCUCAUACGGCCAAUGCAAAGUUUCUCUGAAACAAACGGACAGGGAGGCUGGCAGCACACGGUUAUGAAUCCCGGCGGAUCAACCAUCGCUGUUCGAGAUGGUCGCCAGCCCAACUGGCGCCUGAUUGUGCCCGUCUUCGGUAACUACGAAUGGAGAUUUACAGACCUAGAAACAGAUCCGCAUGAGGAUACUCCAUUAGUGUCGUAUGACUAUAGAGCCAUCUUGCGUAUCGUGGAGGAAGCAUUUGGGGCUGAAGCCGCCACGUGGGUGGAAGAGGCCGCCACGGUCACUCGGUGGUGGACAGACGAGAAUUAUAAGCGCUGGCGCUACAAUGCAUGA